Molecule: messenger RNA, 2722 nt
Organism: Pogoniulus pusillus (Red-fronted tinkerbird)
Lineage: Eukaryota; Metazoa; Chordata; Aves; Piciformes; Lybiidae
Gene: ASPSCR1
Product: ASPSCR1 tether for SLC2A4, UBX domain containing
Exons: 16
Coding region: 1-1671 (556 amino acids)
Biological process (GO): intracellular protein transport; glucose homeostasis
Cellular component (GO): nucleus; vesicle membrane; cytoplasm
Molecular function (GO): protein binding
Source: RefSeq, a predicted model, not a curated record
AUGGCGGCGGCGGCGGGCGGGGGGGGUGCUGUGGUGUCCGUGCUGGCCCCCACCGGUCGGCGGGUCACGGUGCGGGUGGGGCCCGGCACGGUGCUGCUCCAGAUCCUCGAGGAGGUCUGCAGGAAGCAGGGCGGCAGCCCCGGCGAGUACGGCCUGAAGUUUCAGAGGAGUGUGUUGGACCUCUCUCUACAGUGGAGAUUUGCCAGACUGCCCAACAAUGCCAAGCUGGAGAUGGUGCCAGUCACUAAUAAAGUGGAAAUUGGAAACACGGUUCGGAUUGCCUUACAAUUGGACGAUGGCUCCCGUUUACAAGACACUUUUCUCUGUCAACAGACUUUAUGGGAACUUCUCAAUCAUUUUGCAAAGAGCAGGGAGUUUAUGGAACAGCAUGGUGAAUUCUCUCCAGUCUGUAUUUACAUGCGAGAUGAGAUAACAGGGAAAGAGGCUCUAGAGAAGACAACACUGAAGUCACUUGGCCUGACUGGAGGCAGUGCCAUAAUCAGAGUUGUCAUGAAGAAAUGCAGUUCAUCUGUUCAAGAGGAAUCAGUGGGUGCCACGGCGCAGUGCAGUGAGCAGACAGUGAAGUCAGGCACUACUGAAGGAGAAGAGGAUGUGCCCCUACCUCAAGCAAACACAUUCCCAAAGAACCUGGACCACAGGGAUGUGGCCAUGUCUUUAAACAGCUGCACAGACAAGCAAGACUCAAUUAGGGAAUCUCAUGCUGGUUUGGAGGAGCAGUGCCCUUCCUCAGAGCCGGAGUCUGCCCCUUUUGUCCCUUUUUCUGGAGACGGACAGCGUCUGGGGGACUCUUCUGUAGCUGCACCAUCUCUUGGGUUAGAUAUGCCAUCUUCAAAGCUGCCAAGAGCUUCUUCCAGCCCUGGAGGCCCUUCUAAGCCAAAGAAGUCUAAGAACAGCCAAGAACUGCAAAAGGAGCAAGAACAGCUGGUAGAACGAGAGCCAAUUGUGUGUCACCUAGACCUACUAGAACCACUGCCUGCUGCCCUAGAAGAACUUCCUGAUGAGUUUUUUGAAGUCACAGUGGAUGAUGUACGGAAACGUUUGGCACAGCUGCAGAGUGAGAGGAAACGCCUGGAAGAAGCUCCACUGAUGACAAAAUCAUCGAGGGAGGCUCAGCUGAAGGAGAAGUUAGAGCGUUAUCCAAAGGUGGUGUUAAGGGUCCAUUUUCCAGACCGUCAUGUUCUGCAGGGGUUCUUCUGCCCUAAUGAAACCGUUGGUGCUUUGAGAGACUUUGUGAGAAGCCACCUUGCAGAUGCAGACUUGUCAUUUUACUUGUUUAUUGCACCUCCCAGAAUCAUCUUGAACGAUGAAAGUUUGACGCUCUUUGAGGCUAAACUCUUUCCAACUGCUGUCGUUCAUUUUGGAUCUGAGGAUUGUAGAGAUUCUUACCUGAAAUCAGACCUGCUGAGCUCUGCAGUUUCCCCUUCUGCAGCUGAUUUAUUGGUAGCCAGAUGCUUGUCCAAACCAUUAGUUCCUUCUGCUUCAUCAUCUUUAGAAUCAACAGUUUCAUCCCUAUCUGAACCACAAGUGGAAAGUGGCAAAAAGACUGAUGAGCAACUGGAACCAGCAACUGUGUGUGAAGCUCCACAGGUGUUGAGAAGGGUCCCUGGGAAAGUACCUAAAUGGCUGAAGCUUCCAGGUGGGAAGAGAUGAAAUAUUCUGGACUGCUGGAUCAGGAAGCAGUCAUCCGAACCCCUUUCCUGAUGAACUUACUCAGAAUAUGUAAGAAAUUGUUGGUGGCCCUGGAAAGAUCUAAUCUGGAUGAAUAUUACUUAUGAAAACAGAAAAUUGCUAUCACAGGUGCCAGUUUCACCUUUUGGAGGAUGGAAGGCCUGCUUGUGGUCUUUGUGACUAUAGAAGCAAGGUCAGAGGUUAAAACUAAGGUUUCUUGCAUGCAAAUAGUAUGAAUUAAAGGGGAAAUAAUUCCUAUGCACUUUCUGUGAAGGACUUUGCUUUUAUCCAUAUUUUUCGAUUCCAAUCUUCCCAGUUCUACUUUCAGAGGUAACUUUCAGUCUAGCUGCCUGAAUUCUAACAGCAAGAUAGAAUCCAAUCCAGUUGUACCUAUAGCUAUGCUGCCUAGAACAAGAUUUCUCUCUGCUUCUUGCUGACUGGGGUUAGUGCUGCUGAUAAUUCCAGGUUUAGAUGGGCUGGGAAGUGAGUGAAGAGGAAGCACUUAAACCAGACCAUUUAAAGCAGUUCUAAUGGGCUUUUCCUGUGAAUCUUUUGGGUUGCUGCACUUGUAUUGUUUUCAGUUGCCAGAAUCUUGUCAACAAAGAACACAAGUAUCUCUUAGUGGGAAGCAUGAUGUAGAGGAUGGUAUAUUUUCACUACAUAUAAUUAACAUCAGUAAUACAGUAGUGGUGGUGGUGGUGAAUGUAGCAACACAGUUAGUGUACAGAGGGGAGCACUUGCCCAGAUCUUUGCCUCCUGCAGAUGUAGUACAGGAAUGAAUAUUGUUGGUCAGAGCUGUGCCUAUACUGGAGAUGAACUCUAUAGUGCCACAGUAUCCAUGGUGCUGUAUUUUAUUUGAAGUCUUCUCCAUGGAUCAGUGAUUCAUGCUGGACAGCUGGGGCUCCAUGCUACAGUAACAACAUAUUUUCCAUUUUCCCUGUAUACACAAUUGUUCCCUGAGCUGUGUGUGCAUCUGCACAAUUUGUAGAAGUAAUAAAGCAGAGUGGCCAUAGGAGGCCUUUUGGUCGGUCUC